This is a messenger RNA of Triticum turgidum subsp. durum (durum wheat), 759 nucleotides long. Lineage: Eukaryota; Viridiplantae; Streptophyta; Magnoliopsida; Poales; Poaceae. The record is from the annotation of a GenBank genome assembly.
AUGGUUUCUGAGUUCAGCAUAUUGGGAAUGUACCCUCACCGGCCUACCGGCGAGUACAGACUGCUCAUGCACUCUUCGAAAUCCGUGAAGCAGGCCUCUGUUCUUUAUGGUCCCUGCACCAGACCGUCACCUGAAAAUCAAGUUGGCUGCUACGUCCUAUCACUCGGCUCUGGUCAGCUGCCGAGGUACAUUGAGUGUGCGGAAGCCAAGGAACUGAAAUUGAGCAACAAUUCUGUGCUAUUCCGUGGUUGCUUACAUUGGUACCCAGUGCGACACGGAAGCGGCAGCAUCAUGAUAAUAGUGUUCGACACAACAGCCGAGUCGUUCCGGCUGAUGCGCGCUCCGGUUUUCCCUGGCGGCUGUGAUGACCUGUUUGAGAUGGAUGGCAUGCUCGGCAUGUCCAGCUCUAAUAAGGCAAAGACAAUCAUUCGUAUCUGGGUGCUGCGAGACUAUGAAAGCGAGGACUGGAUCUUAAAGUGCAAGAUUGAAUUGCCGGUUAUGGAGAUCAGGGUGCCAUGGGACAGUCACGAGCAUGAAAUUUUUUGGGACGUGGUGGUCGUGCCUGGGGAUGGUGAAUUGCUUGUACUGGUCAAAUAUGCGGGGCGGCUACUUCAGGUUGACAUGGAUGGCAAGUUGGUCACCACUUUCUAUCACAAAGGCGUCCGUCCUACUCAAUUACAGCUCAAACAAAGUCUUGUUCCGCAUGCUUUCUUUCCAUCACUAGAGGGUUAUGUUGUGAAUGAUUGGCCUUUCAUCUGA